ACUGCAGACCACCAGGACAAGCACUAUUACCAUCAUACCUUGGUUACCUACCCAUUGGAUAGUACUGUUGAUCACUCACAAUCCUCUAUAUUCCAAAAGUUUGUAUGAUGUGGCUUGACUUCAAAUCACUCAUUCACUCAUUCACCCAUUACAGUUGCUUCAUAUCAAAGUAAGGAUGGAUGUCGCCAAAGCAGAGGAUGUAGGCAAGACAGAGUUGAUUCCGCGACCUCUUCCGGUUGGAGAUCGAAUAGUCAUUCAGAAACCUCUGUCUAGAAGAGGUAGAGGUCCAGGGUUGUUAAUUCUAACAUCGGAAAGUUACACUCCACGAACUGAACGAAAGACUCUUGAUCCGGAGCCAUGCCAGAAAUGGGCAGAAGAAGGUUUUGUUGUUGUGAACAUUACAAUUCCUGAUCACGCACCAGAAACUGGUGAUACUGAUUUGGGAGAUUAUUUGAAUUCGGGUCGCCAGGCUCUAAAAUCAUUGCCAGAAUGUACUGAUUCUGAUAAAUUGGGACUUAUUUGUAUGUUCUUAUUUGAUAAGAUGACAAUACGGUGUGCGCUUAUGUUUUAUAGAAAGCUGACAAAGGUUUCUAGUUUAUGCUGGAAACUUGGAUAGAAGCGUGUAUACUGACACUGUCUUGAAACUGAUAAGCCGGGAAAUCUUCUUGGUUGCUAUUCUUUUCACAGAUGGCACAAAAAAGCUCACUGCGGAACUUACGCAUGCAUCUAUGCCCCCAUUGAUGGUUCACAGCUCCAAAAGCUUACAUGGCCCUUUGUUGAGAGCUGAUGAUGUCGCUCAUGUAUAUGACACAAACUCUACAAACUUCGUCCUCCCCAGUCAUGAUGACUAUAAAUCAGGGGCUGCAAGUUUGGCACAUACUAGAAGUCUUAGUUUCAUCAAAAAGCACCUUGGUGGACCCAUAUUUGAUCUUGAGGCUAUUUGGGAUGAGCAUACACUUUUUGAAUUUGGUGAACGGAAUGUUGAGAAAACGAUGAGUACCAUGGUUGAUCAACCAUACGUAAAUCAUAUUCCAACAGUACGUAAUCUGUUGCAUUAUUUAUCUUUAUACUAACACAUGUUCUUCUCCCUUAGAUGACAGGUGGUAUUGGAAGAGGGCCUCUUAUGGAUUUCUACAGAAAUCACUUUAUCUUCAGUAAUCCUAAAGAUACUGAGCUUGAACUCGUCAGUCGGACCAUUGGCGUCGACCGAGUCAUUGAUGAAUUCAUUUUCAGUUUCACGCAUGAUCGAAUGAUAGAUUGGAUGUGAGUGAAAUACGAGAAGCAUAAAUGAAUUUCCUGAUUGACGUGGUAAUAGUCUUCCAGGAGUUCCGCCAACACACAAGCAUGCACGGGUCCCAUUCACUUCCGUGGUUAACGUUCGUGGUGAUCGUUUAUACCAUGAACAUAUUGCCUGGGAUCAAGCAACUGUUCUCCGACAGCUCGGCCUCCUACCCGACUAUCUUCCCUUCCCAUAUCCUCUUCCUGGUGGCCGACUUCCUGCUAAGGGCAAGCGAUUCGAAUAUCGAGUACCCACGGCUGGCGUAGAAACCGCACAAAAAUUGGUCGAUGAGAGUAGUGUGGUGAGCAAUGGGUUGUUUGGAUUUGACAUCCGGGAAGUGGAUGACAUAUAAUGUUAAUAUUACUUUCGAGGAUAUGCGAGCUAAUAAUUGAUUGGUAGUUAACAAAUACUGCCAAGCAUAUCUCGGGGCCCUUUCCUUGCAUUGUUAUAAACAUAACUAAUCAUUUCUCAUGUUAGUUCAGAGCAGCUCAAGGGUUCGUGGGUUCAUAUCUUGUUCUCCGCCCAGUGAGAGUAUACUUUGCCAUUCAUAAUAUCAUGGAGGUAGCACUCUCCUAUGAGCUCAUAAUACACUGGCUCAGGCUCUCGAGCUU
Messenger RNA from Sclerotinia trifoliorum, 1890 nucleotides. The record is from the annotation of a GenBank genome assembly. NCBI's taxonomy places the organism in Eukaryota, Fungi, Ascomycota, Leotiomycetes, Helotiales, Sclerotiniaceae.